UCUUCGUCUUCGUCCUCGUGGUGGUCCAUGGUGGGCAUCGCUGUCUUGGUGAGCUGUCUUAUCUUUGUCACGGUGGUCGGCAACAUCCUGGUGGUGAUCGCCGUGUUGACCAGCCGUGCUCUUAAAGCCCCUCAGAACCUUUUCUUGGUGUCGCUGGCCGCCGCUGACGUCCUGGUGGCGGCCCUGGUGAUGCCCUUCAGUCUGGCCAACGAGCUCAUGGGCUACUGGAGCUUUGGAGAACUUUGGUGCGGCAUCUAUCUGGCGCUGGAUGUUCUUUUCUGCACGUCGUCCAUUGGACACUUGUGCGCCAUCAGCUUGGAUCGUUACUGGUCCGUGACGCAGGCGGUGGAGUAUAAUUUAAAGAGGACUUCCAAGAGGAUUAAGGCUGUAAUUUUAACAGUGUGGUUGAUUUCAGCCAUGAUUUCCUCGCCACCGUUGUUGACGAUUGAGAGGAACUCAGAGGAGCAAUGCAAGUUAAAUGAUGACACUUGGUACAUCCUGGCCUCCAGCACAGCCUCCUUCUAUGCACCCUGCCUCGUUAUGGUUCUGGUCUACAUCAGGAUCUAUCGGGUGGCCAAAACCAGAACGAGGAGCAUGUCAGAGAAGAAGAAUAACGGCAUGCAAAGCAACCAAACGGCCACUGAAGACAUGGACAGCUCCUCAUCAGGCGGGAGGAGCCAGAAACAGUCCACAGCUGCCACUGUUUACGGCAAGAACGCCAAUGCCACUGUCGCUAACAGCAACGGCGCUUACGAGGACACCAAGACCGAUUACGGCAACGCAAAUAACGACGCCAAGGUCGCUGACAGCAUUGCUACAAAUCCUUGCAAAACUUUCAACCUCUUUACCUCAUGGGGCAAACACCACACUGCUGAUGCCACCAACGAUGACAUCGCUGCCGCCGAUUCUGCUUUCAGCAACGCCACUGACAACCACACUUACGCCAACGACGCCACCGCGGUUCCUCGCAAAUCCAUCGACUUCUUCACUUCACGGAGGAAACACCGGAGUUCUCUUGUCCGCUGCAAGCUAACCCAAGCGCGUGAGAAGAGGUUGACGUUUGUUCUCGCCGUAGUCAUGGGCGUCUUUGUGGCAUGCUGGUUCCCGUUCUUCUUCACGUACAGUCUGUACGGCGCAUGUGGCGCUCCGUGUAAGAUCCCUGAUACCCUGUUCAAGUUCUUUUUCUGGAUCGGGUACUGCAAUAGUGCCCUCAACCCGGCUAUAUACACCAUCUUUAACCGAGACUUCAGGAGGGCCUUCCACAAGAUUCUUUGCAAUGCACGGAAAACGUCCCAACUAGCUAAAUUUACUUGAUGGAAUUGCAUAUGAAUGUUCUGAACUCCUCUUUACAUGCGAGUGAAGCGACUGAUUCAUAACAUUCAUUUGUUUUCUACCGCUUUUUCCUCAUGAGGGUC
Molecule: messenger RNA, 1415 nt
Organism: Doryrhamphus excisus (bluestripe pipefish)
Lineage: Eukaryota; Metazoa; Chordata; Actinopteri; Syngnathiformes; Syngnathidae
Source: RefSeq, a predicted model, not a curated record